AUGAUCUCUGCACAGCAGCCACCAUUCUCCAACAUAAUUCAAAGAGUAAUGGACUGCCAAACUGGGCAAGAAGAAACCAGUGACGAGCACCACGACUCUGAAAACUGCACUUGCAGCUCCAAGUGUGCAUCAACAGGAGAAUCUAACUCAGGUUCACCAGUAAUUCUUGAGCUAUUGCAGAACUGGGUUCCUAGAGUUUCGCACUACUUUGACAAAGAGCACUACACGUAUGUUGGCCACCAGAUUGUCAUUCAGGAGUCCAUAGAACACUUAGGAGCUGUGGUAUGGCCGGGGGCACUGGCUCUAUCUCAAUAUCUGGAAUCCAAUCAAGAACAAUUCAACCUCAAAGACAAAAAAGUUCUGGAAAUUGGUGCCGGAACAGGCUUGGUUUCCAUUGUGGCCUGUAUCUUAGGAGCUUAUGUUACAGCUACUGAUUUGCCUGAAGUUCUUGAAAAUCUGUCAUACAACAUUUCAAAAAAUACACAUAACACGAAUAUGCACAAACCUGAAGUGAGAAAACUGGUGUGGGGAGAAAGCCUCCAUGAAGACUUUCCUGCAUCAACUUACCAUUAUGAUUUCAUACUGGCAACUGAUGUUGUAUACCCUCAAAUAGUUUUGGACCCCCUGCUAGCAACAAUGGUCUAUUUUUGCAGGCCAGGAACAGUAUUGCUAUGGGCAAAUAAAUUCAGAUUCAGAACAGACUAUGAAUUUUUGGAAAAAGUUUGUAAUACAUUCAACACAACCAUUCUAGCAGAAUUUCCAGAAUCAAAUGUCAAGUUGCUUAAAGCCACGGUAAGAGAGAAUUAA
This is a messenger RNA of Chaetura pelagica (chimney swift), 807 nucleotides long. Its product is annotated as protein-lysine methyltransferase METTL21C-like. Gene Ontology annotation, biological process: peptidyl-lysine methylation. Gene Ontology annotation, cellular component: cytosol; cytoplasm. NCBI's taxonomy places the organism in Eukaryota, Metazoa, Chordata, Aves, Apodiformes, Apodidae. Gene Ontology annotation, molecular function: protein-lysine N-methyltransferase activity. The record is from RefSeq and is a predicted model, not a curated record. Bases 1 to 807 code for a protein of 268 amino acids. The transcript has 4 exons.